Juglans microcarpa x Juglans regia is the source of this 950-nucleotide messenger RNA. RefSeq lists its product as uncharacterized. The coding region runs from base 296 to 760 and encodes 154 amino acids. The record is from RefSeq and is a predicted model, not a curated record. The transcript has 2 exons. NCBI's taxonomy places the organism in Eukaryota, Viridiplantae, Streptophyta, Magnoliopsida, Fagales, Juglandaceae.
GACAAUCACACUUGGGACCUUGUAAUUUGUCCCUCUGAUGUCAAACCUAUUGGUUGUAAAUGGGUGUACUCAGUCAAGUUUCGAGCUGAUGGCUCACUGGACAAAUAUAAGGCCCGCCUCGUGGUUCUUGGGAACCGACAGGAGUAUGAUAUUGAUUAUGAAGAGACAUUUGCACCUGUUGCCAAAAUGACUACUGUGCGGACUAUCUUGGCACUUGCUGCAUUGCAAGGGUGGUCUCUUCGGCAGAUGGAUGUGAAGAAUGCUUUUCUACAUGGGGAUUUGAUGGAAGAAAUCUAUGUCCCCACCUCCCGGCAUGUUUGCUACACCUUCCUCAGAGACUUCUGCAGGAAUUGUAUUGCUUCUCGUAUAUGUCGAUGACAUUGUGAUUAUUGGCUCAGAUAUUGAGUUAAUUAAGCAAUUACAACAGCAUCUCAAGGCCUCUUUUCACAUGAAAGAUCUUGGUCUCCUGCAGUACUUUCUUGGCCUUGAGGUGCAGCUUACUCCAACUGGUACGUUGUUACACCAGCACAAAUACACGCUAGACGUUAUUUCAUUGGGUGGUCUCCAAUCGGGUAACCUUGUUUUUACUCCCUUGGAGGUAAAUCUUAAGCUUCGUCAGGAAGGAGAGCUUCUAUCAGAUCCAUCCUUGUAUUGGCAGCUUGUUGGGAGUUUAAACUACUUGAUGAUUACUCGUCCUGACAUUUCUUUUGCUGUGCAACAAGUCAGUCAAUUUAUGUACCUCCCCGACAUCUUCAUUUAGCCGCUGCCCGCCGCAUUCUCCGAUAUCUGAAGGGCACCUCUACACGCGGGUUGUUCUUUCAUAAAGAAUCUUCCUUACAGUUGAUGGGGUAUAAUGAUGCUGAUUGGGCCGGAUGUGCGGAUAUUCGUCGCUCCGUUACUGGCUGGUGCAUAUUCUUAGGCAAUGCACUCAUUUCUUGGAAGAGUAAGAA